Messenger RNA from Fomitiporia mediterranea MF3/22, 1308 nucleotides. RefSeq lists its product as uncharacterized. The record is from RefSeq and is a predicted model, not a curated record. Gene Ontology annotation, biological process: P-body assembly; cytoplasmic stress granule assembly. The transcript is spliced from 5 exons. Gene Ontology annotation, molecular function: mRNA binding. Gene Ontology annotation, cellular component: P-body. Bases 72 to 1214 code for a protein of 380 amino acids. NCBI's taxonomy places the organism in Eukaryota, Fungi, Basidiomycota, Agaricomycetes, Hymenochaetales, Hymenochaetaceae.
UCGAAAUUCACCUGUUUUUGCUUGCUCUCUUUCUUCUUCCUCUAUACCUUAACCAUUAAACGCGUGCAAUAAUGGCUACAAGCUUCAUUGGCAAGGCCAUCUCUCUCCUGUCCCAUUCCGAUGUCCGUUAUCGAGGUAUUCUUGCUGGGCUUGAUCCGUCUAACUCGACUAUUCAACUGCGAAAUGUGUAUUCCAUGGGCACGGAAAAUCGACGGUCGCCCGAAGAGUUCAUACCACCAGCAGAAUUACCAUACCAGUUCAUUAUUUUCCGUGCUUCCGAGGUGAAGGAUAUCGCUCUUGAUAACGAUCAACUUCCUGUACGUACGAGGAGCGUCCACGAUGAUCCAGCUGUCAUUGGGGCCUCAGGUCCUCCGAUGGCAAAUGGAGCUUAUGGUCAAUUCCAACCCGGCCCUGGUCAAAACGGCAUGGUGCCUCCACCGCAACAAGUGCCAGCAACACUGGGUCAACGUCCUCCUGUGAGCUCUGUACCUCCACCAAGUGCAAGUCCUGCAGCACAACCACCCUCGGCCACAAAUGGUACUCCUGCUCCACAGCCGCAGGUCAGUGCUGGGAGUGGUCGUACCAGCAGCAAUAGCAGGCGGGGAAAUAGCAACUCUGUAGCGAAUGCUGCUGCAUCGAUGGAAAAGGUUGAGCGCGCUAUGAGCGAGGUCCGCCUAUCUGCUACCAAUAAUCGUCCACGGAGAGGUGGAGGUGCAAACCAGCAUGUUGAAAUUACUGUUCCGAAGACGGACUUUGAUUUCGAGAGCUCGAAUGCACGGUUUGACAAGUCUGCAGUCGCUAGCCAGGCUGGUGGUGAUGAUAGCGACACGAACACGAACCCGUCUGAAGAGGGUGAGAUACCGUCGAAGGCUUCAAGCAAGUCUCCGAAAGAUAAAGAGAAUUCGUAUAAUCCGAAGAAAUCGUUCUUUGAUACUUUGUCAUCGUCUGCGAGCAGUGCUCCUCAGCAUGUCGCUGGCGGUCGUGGAGGCGGAAGAGGGAGGGGAACGGGUAAGAGUCGUCGGGAAGAAGAAAGGGAGAAGAAUGUUGCUACUUUUGGUGAACCGGGUGGUGUAGGACUCAUGGGUCCAGGUGCUUACGUGGGUGGAUAUGGUCACGGACGUCGUGGUGGUGGGCGUGGAGGGAGACGCGGAGGAGGUCGUCGCCCACCAGCUGCAGCUGGGUCUGGGGCAGGUCAAGGAGUAGUUUCUACGUAAUAUAACCCCACUCUCUCUGAUGCCUUUUUUUAUUUUUUGUACGGUAGUAAGCUCGUAACAUGUUGAUCCAUGAAAUAGUGAUAUAAUGAAUCUC